This is a messenger RNA of Pedinophyceae sp. YPF-701, 645 nucleotides long. Lineage: Eukaryota; Viridiplantae; Chlorophyta; Pedinophyceae. The record is from the annotation of a GenBank genome assembly.
AUGGACGUCGAGGAGAUGGCGACGAGGGGCAAGCAUGCCAACAAACUGAAAAAGAGGGUCUCGCGAAAGUACAACCCCGCGCUGAACCCCUACAACCAGUGGACCUGGCGGUUCCUCCCGGGCCUCCUGCUCGGCUACGGCCUCGCGCGGUGGCUGGACCUCAUGGGCCGCAGCCGCAGGAACACGAAGACGCGCAGCGGCGCCCCACGGCCGGCGUCGGCUGCCCAGGCCGCGGGCGCGGCGGCGCAGACGCGCGAACAUGAGGCGGUGCAGGAGCCCGACGAGGAGCUCAAGAUGGUGCUCGUGGUCAACGAGGAGCUCAAAAUGGGCAAGGGCAAGAUCGCGGCGCAGUGCGCGCACGCGGCGGUGGGCGCGGUGUCGGAGAUGUCGGCGGCGGGGAGGCGGGGCGCGGAGACGCUGGCGCAGUGGGAGAUGUGCGGGCAACCCAAGAUCGCUCUCCGGAUUCCGUCCGGACCCGAGCUGAACGCGCUGGCGCUCAAGGCGCGCAACGCGGGCUGCCCGAUUUACGUCGUGCAGGAUGCCGGGCGCACGCAGGUGGCGCCGGGCUCCCGCACCGUGCUGGCGAUCGGGCCUGCGGCAAAGUCUCUUGUCGACAGCGUGUCGGGGGGGCUCAAGCUGCUGUGA